This is a messenger RNA of Ostrea edulis (European flat oyster), 8468 nucleotides long. Its product is annotated as ceramide kinase-like. The transcript is spliced from 13 exons. NCBI's taxonomy places the organism in Eukaryota, Metazoa, Mollusca, Bivalvia, Ostreida, Ostreidae. The record is from RefSeq and is a predicted model, not a curated record. Gene Ontology annotation, molecular function: kinase activity. The coding region runs from base 164 to 1993 and encodes 609 amino acids.
GCAUACUUUAUAAUAUUUUUUAAGUGCAGGGAAUCUUCAGGCGAAGGUCGAUUUUCUUCGUUGAUACACAGAGUACAAACAAUUUUCUGUGAGGAUAGGGUUUAUUGAUCUACAACAAACUUAGACAAUCUGAAGCCAAUCUCCGGAAUUCCUUGGGUUAAUUAUGCCCAGUGGACUGCAUCCGGGGCUGACCAUUUGUCGGGUCAUGCGUCAGACAUUGAAAUUGAAACUUGGAAUGAAGUCGGGAUCGGCGUACCAGUUUUCCUCUAAAAAUUCCCAAUGGCAGCAAACAAUGGCUGAGUGCGGAGACGACGUAAUUUUCCAGUCGUCGCUUGACAUCAACAAAAAGACGCACCAGGUCCAGCUGACAAGGACGCACAUAACAUGGGACGUCGCCUCCCCAGGAAAACCGUCCCGGCAAGCAGACAGCCCGUCAUCCCAGCCAUUUAUCGGUCAUUCGCAGUGUAAGCACGUACCACUGCAAGAGGUGAUCGCUGUCAAUAUAGAACGCAGUCUCAACAAGAUCUUCACACCGAAACCGAAUAAAAAGACGAAGAAUGCAUCCACCCCACUGAAGGACUCGCCCAUAUACAUUGAGCUUCAACCAGUCCAUGCAGUCUCCUUCUCUGUCCACGUCGUCAAAAGAUGUCCCAACCACAAAUGGAAAAAGAAAAAGGUCACGUUUUUCUGUCAAGAAGAAAACUUAUGUCGCACAUGGGUGGAGAAAUUGGAGGAAGCGCUCUCCAAUCCAGUCUUAAGGAGACCGAGAAGUCUACUGGUGUUUGUGAAUCCUUAUGGGGGAAAGAGAAGGGCCCCUCGUGUCUACGAAGAGUCGGUGGGGCCUCUCUUUGACCUGGCCAAAAUCAAGACCCACGUCAUCACUACCACACAUGCAGGGCAUGCAAAAGACGUCCUAUCUAAGUACGAUUUGCAGUCAGUGGAUGGUGUGGUUUGUGUGGGUGGGGACGGAAUGUUCACAGAACUUCUGAACGGCCUGAUCAACAGGAGGAUGUCUGAGGUGGGGAGGACACAGGAUGUCACGGAACAGCCGAUAGCCCCGGACCUUCGGAUUGGAAUUAUUCCUGCAGGUUCUACAGACGCCAUAUGCUACUCCACAACAGGGAUCAAUGACCCGGUGACGUCAGCUCUGCAUAUCAUUAUAGGUGACCGUAUAGCUCUCGACGUGUGUUCAAUCUACAAUGGGAACCAGUUUCUACGUUACAGCUCUUCAAUGUUGGCAUAUGGUUACUAUGGUGACAUGUUAAAAGACAGUGAAAAUAACAGAUGGAUGGGACCAAAACGUUAUCAAAUCGCAGGUGCAAAGAAAUUUCUGGCCAACAGGUCGUAUGAGGGGGAGGUAUCCUUUAAACUGGCAUCCUCCUCUGAUACCAAUCCGCUGGACAAAAUCACCUGUCACUCAGGGUGCAACAUAUGUGCAAUGAGUAAGCACUCUCAGGAGGAAAAAGGAUCUGAUGGCUGGCACACAGUGCGCGGGAAGUUUUUGGCGGUUGCUAGCUUCACCAUGAGCUGUCGUUGUUUAAUUAGUCCCAUUGGCCCCUCCCCCUACUGUCACCUUGGUGACGGAACAACAGACUUGCUCCUGAUACAGCAGUGUUCCCGUAUACAGUUCUUACGUCAUCUGUACAGGUGCUCCACAACCAAUGGCAACCAGUUUGACUUGCCCUUCAUCAAAGUGUUUCGGGUCAAGGAGUGGAGUUUUACAGUUCCUGAGAUUUCAGACUCGGACAGUGAUGUCCAGUCCCAAUCUUCAUCAUCCAGUCGAGCGAGUCGUUCAUCGACACACAGCGUAUGGAACUGUGAUGGAGAGGUGAUCACCUCCACCAGCCUCAACAUCAGAGUCCAUUGUCAGCUGGUGCAGCUGUUUGCCCGGGGGAUAGAGGAAACUGAUGGAACAGCCACUCAGUGUUGCACUUCCUGUUGUAAUGUGUGCGACCCUGAGGAUAAGUACACCAGUAUAGGAGGUCACACAUGAGUGAUUACAAGAAUAGGGGUCACACGUACCAGAGGUCAAAGGUCUCUACAUGAUUGUGUGAGAAAUUCCCAAUGGUCCAAUAUGUGAUAAGUGUUACAUUGCAUAGGGAGUAAAUCACUUCUGCUGUUCAGUGGAGACUGUAUGCAUCCCUGUUGUUUUCGUGUUAUAGCUUAGUUUUAUUUCAAGAGGAAAAAUGUUUUCCCCACGGACACAACCACGAACAGGUUGUUGUGAAAUGUCCCCCACAGAGACAAUUAUGUACAAGUUGUGGUGAACUGUCCCCCACAGAGACAACUAUGUACAAGUUGUUAUUGUGAAAUGACAGUUACUUGGUCUGUGAUAUUAUUUAUGAAAUUUUAAUGUAAUAUUUUGUAUGUGUACGUGUAUUUUACUAGAGAUGCAAUAACGACGGGUAUUGUUUGUACGGGCCAGGAGCCACAGGACAGAGACACGCCCACUUUUAAUCUCAGUUUCACGUUCUUAUCGUAAAAACAUGCUUAUGAGGUAGCGGUUCUGAUACGCUAUAAUUGUAUAUAUCCAGUAGGUUGAUGAUAAGUUAUAAAACUCAAGGGAAUAGAAAUCACUUUGCCGCUGGAAGCAUACAUGUUCACUAAAACCGUGUUUUUCUGUAAGUGUACAUGUUCACUAUAACCGUGUUUUACUGUAAGUGUACAUGUUCACUAUAACCGUGUUUUACUGUAAGUGUACAUGUUCACUAUAACUGUAUGUGAGAUUGACAGCGGUGAGUCUGAGAUCAAAAUUAAGCUUGUCUCGGUUGUAUGACCCUGGAGCCAGAUGUAUUCGAGAAUGUGAUGUCUGACAGCUGUUGGCUUUGCUGUAACUGUUCUGACAAGGAUUGCCAUUUCUGUGUUAUGGUGCCGCAAUAUAAAUUCAAGUUUGAUUAUGAAAACAGAAAAUAUGGGUAAAAAAUUAGUGUCUUCAGCAGAGUAGCUAUUUGGUGAUUAUGUUAAUUACACAAAUCGCUUUUAUAUUUGCAAAAGCAAUUAUUAAGAAACAGAAUUGGUUGAGGGGGGGGGGGAUGAUGGUAACUAUGAGAGAAUAUUGACAGGGUCUUAAGAUGGGGCUCUGAUGCUGAUAGUGUCUCUAUCGUUUUAAAUCACCUGUGUUGGGACCAGAUUUUCAUAGUUCUGCCUAAUUAAGGACAAUCCAUUGUAUCGGAGAUGUUGUGGUGAUAUUGUGUGAUGACAAAUGGUGUAAAUUUUUAUGAAUGGUGUUGUUCCAGUCUGAUGUCAGAUGGGGUUGUAGCAUACAUCCUGGUCGUUUGAUUUUCAGCGACCUCGGACGGGAAGGAAACAACAGGUAUUUUAUAAACGUAUUGGGGGGAAACUCAACAGGCCGUCCUUAAACUCCUCUGUUUCAAUCUAUGUCUCUAGGAGUUUUUGUGAUCUGUGUCUCUAAGAGUUUGUGUUAUCUGUGUUUCUAGGAGUUUUUGUUAUCUGUGUCUCUAGGAGUUUUUUUGUGAUCUGUGUCUCUAGGAGUUUGUGUGAUCUGUGUAUUUAGGAGUUUGUGUGACCUGUGUCUCUAGGAGUUUGUGUGGAGCGUGUUGUAUCCACUGAUUGGCAAGAGAGUCUUUGUUUCAGCUUAUUUUAUUUUUAACAUUUGAAGGUAGGAUUUACAGAGUUUGUGAAAAUAAUUGCAACAGUAAAAUGCAUACAGUAUAGGUACAUAAUGAACUUAAAGUAUUGUGUAGAACAAAUAUUUUUUAAUACGUAGUCGUGACUAUGACAUAUUUUUGUAAACUCGCAUUGUUCAAUGUGAGGUUCCAGAUCUCCAUUAUUUUUGGGUGCAUGUCGACGUAAAAUCUCGCGUCUGAAAUCUAGAGGAAUGCAAUAUUGUGAUAAGUCAGCUUAUCUAAAAUCCGCAUCAAUGCAAUGCCUUGGCACAUGUUUAAUUUUUCACUUAUAUACCAGAUCAAUGCAAAUGAGAAGCAUUCAAUGCAAUAUUUGAUUUGAUUUUUGUUAAACUUUUAGGAUUAAAGUUUAUCAGUAUGAAAACAUAGGAACAUAUAAUUAUAUUUACAUUUAAAUUAGAACUUGUAUCUGCAUUAUGUGUAACACAUCUAGAUUAGAACAUGUAUAUAGAUUAGAACAUGUAUAUAGAUUAGAAAAUGAUAAUAUACAUUGUAAAGGUACAGUGUAUGUUAAUUAGAGCGUGAAAACAAAAUUAGAGAGUGAAAACAAAGUCAGAAUGAGAGAAUGAAGUCAGAUUUAGAGGGUGAAGACAAAAUUAGAGGAUGAAGACAAAAUGAGAGGGUGAAGACAGAAUUAGAGGGUGAAGUCAGAAUUAGAGAGUGAAGACAGAAUUAGAGAGUGAAGUCAGAAUUAGAGGGUGAAGACAGAAUGAGAGAGUGAAGUCAGAUUUAGAGGGUGAAGACAGAAUGAGAGAGUGAAGUCAGAUUUAGAGGGUGAAGUCAGAAUUAGAGGGUAAAGACAGAAUUAGAGGGUGAAGACAGCAAAUGUUGUCUUUUAGGAUUCAAUGUCGUCAUUAUAUUACAAUAUUACAUACACUAGGUGUUCGUAAACACAUUUUUGAAUGUUCUCAAUAAAUGUUAGAAUAUGCAGUGCUCCCUCGAUAUAAUGCCCCCCGUUAUAAUGCCACCCUUGCUUAUUGCCUGAAAAAUUUAAAGAACAUUUCUCCCCAUGUUAACACCCUCGUUAUAAUGCCAACCCCGCAUAAUGCCAUAUGUCACUGAUUUUCACAAACAGUCAAAUUUUAUAGGGUUUACCCUAGAUAAUAAUGCCAAUGACCUUAUGCGCAUCGGUAAUUACACCUGUACUAUGAGAGCAGGGGGUGAAAUGUGAGGAGCCGGACAAGGUAUGCAGGUCAAGUUAAUUACAAGUAAUUGCUGAAUUAAACUCAAGGUCAUCUGAAUGUUCAUACUGAAUGGAGCACAAAUAAAUUUACAGAAUUUAAUUUCUUAUGACUGCGCAGUGAAUUGUCUGUAAUGGUGAAUUCGCUAUUAUCGGUCUUGAACAGAAAUUAGCAAUACAUCAAGGGAGCACAGUAACUCUAGAAUUUAUUUGUGACAUUUUAUGGGGUUCAUAUGUUAAACUUCCUCUAUGACAUUGAAUGAAACAUUUGUGCUUUAACAAGUAUGUAAGGAAUUGCGAGCUGGUUGUACAAAUUUUUUUAUAACAUGUAUACAGUUUAAAUGUGGACCAUCAUAAUACAAUAUUUAAACAUUACAAAAACUGAAAUCAAAAGAGCUUAGAUGUGACAUUUUAUUUUUAAUUGCACUGUUUCUGUUUAUUCAUCUGUGCAGCUUAAUCAUUUUGCAGUUGUUCUUUGACUUAUUUGCUUGAUGUGCAUACUGUCAGUAGUAGUACAUUUCAUUGUGUCAGACAUUUCAGGUGUUUAGAUUGUAGCUACAUUUCAUUGUGUCAGACAUUUCAGGUGUUUUGAUAGUAGGUACAUUUCAUUGUGUCGGACAUUUCAGGUGUUUUGAUAGUAGGUACAUUUCAUUGUGUAGGACAUUUCAGGUGUUUUGAUUGUAGGUACAUUUCAUUGUGUCGGACAUUUCAGGUGUUUUGAUUGUAGAUAUAUUUUUUGGUAGAAUUUCUAUGUGUACAUUCCUAAAGCUGCAGUGUUUGUCAUCGUCUGUCAUUGUUCUUUUGUUUGUCAUCGUCUGUCAUUGUUCUCUUGUACUUGGACAUUAGAUAUAUUUUUAGAAAUCAAAUGCAAUGAUGAUGAUGACGCGGCAAAAUAUCAAACAAUGCAAGAUUUUUAUCCUAUUUGUGAAGAAACUAUUUUUGUGAUUGUGUGUGAAAAAUAUGUAAACAUUCAUAUAAGCUCAUCUAGAUAAACAGUAGAAUUAAAACUCAUCUAGUUAUAUACAGAAUCAGAUUGCAGAUAAAAACACACAGAUUCUUGGAUUGAUGUAAAAAGUGGGAUACAUUCUGGCCUCCUUAAGGUGCAGAAGAGAAAAUUAACAUAGGUGAAGUUACAUGUAUAUUCAACAGAAAUUUCUCUAUAGAUAUUUGAAAAUAUGGGGAUAGUCCCCACCCCUUACCAUUGCAAGCAAGUAACUAAUAGUUGGUUAUAACAGUCCCGCAGGUAAAUCAGUUGUUAAUUAUAACAGUCCCGCGGGUAAAUCAAUUGUUAAUUAUAUGUCUGUGAUUAAGCAGGUAAUCAGUUCUUAAUUAUAAGCAGGUAAAUUAGUUGUUAAUUAUAAGUGUGAUUAAGCAGGUAAUUAGUUGUUUAAUUAUAAGUGUGAUUAAGCAGGUAAUUAGUUGUUUAAUUAUAAGUGAGAUUAAGCAGGUAAUUAGUUUAAUUAUAAGUGUGAUUAAGCAGGUAAUUAGUUGUUUAAUUAUAAGUGUGAUUAAGCAGGUAAUUAGUUGUUUAAUUAUAAGUGUGAUUAAGCAGGUAAUUAGUUGUUAAUUAUAAGUGUGAUUAAGCAGGUAAUUAGUUGUUAAUUAUAAGUGUGAUUAAGCAGGUAAUUAGUUGUUUAAUUAUAAGUGAGAUUAAGCAGGUAAUUAGUUUAAUUAUAAGUGAGAUUAAGCAGGUAAUUAGUUGUUUAAUUAUAAGUGAGAUUAAGCAGGUAAUUAGUUGUUUAAUUAUAGGUAAUUAGUUGUUUAAUUAUAGGUAAUUCGUUGUUAAUUAUAAGUGAGAUUAAGCAGGUAAUUAGUUGUUUAAUUAUAAGUGUGAUUAAGCAGGUAAUUAGUUGUUUAAUUAUAAGUGAGAUUAAGCAGGUAAUUAGUUGUUUAAUUAUAGGUAAUUCGUUGUUAAUUAUAAGUGUGAUUAAGCAGGUAAUUAGUUGUUAAUUAUAAGUGAGAUUAAGCAGGUAAUUAGUUGUUUAAUUAUAGGUAAUUCGUUGUUAAUUAUAAGUGAGAUUUAUUAAAGCAGGUAAUUAGUUGUUUAAUUAUAAGUGUGAUUAAGCAGGUAAUUAGUUGUUUAAUUAUAAGUGAGAUUAAGCAGGUAAUUAGUUGUUUAAUUAUAGGUAAUUCGUUUUUAAUUAUAAGUCUGGAGUUCAGCAGGUAAAUCAGUUGUUGAUGUCAGUUUCAUUAAUUGAUUAGAAUAGCCCACAUAAUGUUGUAUCUUCACAUCCACAUCAGAAUGGUGGGCUACCAUGUCUAAUUAAUUCUAGCUAUAUUACAUGUCUAAUUAAUUCUAGCUAUAUUACAUGUCUAAUUAAUUCUAGCUAUAUUACAUGUCUAAUUAAUUCUAGCUAUAUUACAUGUCUAAUUAAUUCUAGCUAUAUUACAUGUGGUAUGCUAUGAUGUCUAAUUAAUUCUAGCUAUAUUACAUGUCUAAUUAAUUCUAGCUAUAUUACAUGUGGUAUGCUACGAUGUCUAAUUAAUUCUAGCUAUAUUACAUGUCUAAUUAAUUCUAGCUAUAUUACAUGUGGUUCAAUAUCACUUGGUUGUGAUGAUUUGGUGAUGAAAUGUUAAAAAUUAUCAAAAAGGACAAUUUUCUUUUCUUUUUUUCACAAUUGAUAUGCCAGGAAUUUAUGUGUUUGUGUAGUUUUACUGGUAUAUUUUAUUUAAAUGUAAGAGUUAUUUGCGAGAUAAUAGUUGGUUAAUAUGAACUAGAUGUUCGGGUCACUGGGUCCUGUGCAUUGCAGUUUUAUUUUAUUGGGUAUGAAUACAAGUCCUGUAGAUCUGGGAGCUUGUUCCAGCAAGCUAUAGCAUUUUGAGAAUCAAAAAAAACAAAAACAAAAAAAAAACCCAACAAAUAUUCAAAUCAGUAUACUAUGAAGAGACAAUGGUAUAGUUAUCUCGGUGAUAAGAGAAAUGUAGUUAUUUUUAUACAAUACUAUUUUCUGUAAUACUUGUACAACUAUUUUUUUUUUUUAUUUUUAAGAAUGUAUGUGGAUUUUUUCUGCAGUAGUGAUCGAACAGAAACGACUAGGUAUCGUUUUUAGCAACACAGAGUACAUUUCGGAAAGAAAAAAAUUCCUUUUUGAAAAUAUAUGAAGGCAAGAACUGUGGCACUUGACGGGGGGGGGGGGGGGGGGGGUACUUCACGAAGCCCAUAGCAUUCUGUUCACGCCCUCAUGUUUUUUCAAACACGAAAUUGUAUGUUUUAUACAUUUUACUUUCAUUUCUUUUGGAAUAUUGCUAGCUGUUGAAAUAAUCGUACUAUAUUUAUCAAGAUUCAUACGCACUGUUCACAUUCAUAAGGAAUGACUUAUAUUUCAAUUGGUGAAGAUAACAAAUUCAUAAACAUUGGAAAUAUUAAUAUUUUCCUUUGAGCCAUCAAUGCAAAGAGAACGCACCACGUUGACAGGAGUUUCCAAAUGUUUUGUCAAAUUGCUGAGAUUAUUUUUUGUAGCAUAUCCUUUGAUGAAAUUGUCACGUUUUUCAUUGCAUCAAAUAACCAGAAUAUGUUAUUGUGUUUUAUAAUUUGUUUCACGCAAUGUUAAUAUUUGUUUUCUGCUCUUUAUCAGACAUCAUCAGAGAAAUAACUUUGUUUUGCUUUUGUCUUAAUUUAUGGAAAAUAAAACUUAGAGAACCAG